GUGUACAUUAAGCAUCAAUCACAGUUUACGGAAUUUCAUUUAAAAUGUUUCAAGACCGGGUGUGAAGUUCUGGGUUUCGCGACGUCUUGUUUAUAGCUUACAACGGAAAUUUCAUUAGUUUCGUCGCUUAAGAUAAAGUCUCGCCAGACAACAGAAGCUUGAACUGUGCGUAGACAAUCACUGCAACGGUUCAAGAUCACACCACUUGAAGUUUUCGUUGUAUUGAAUCUGACUACAUGAUUUUCUUUAUACAUGUCUUCACGAAUACGCCGUCAACUACAAAAGCAGAUCUUUACUGAGCUAAAAUUGAAGAACUUUAAGGAUUUUUUUUACCAUUAAGACUUUUGCAUCUGGAUUAGGGCCCCAAGUUUACGAGUGCACCGACUGGCAAGACCAUCGACAUGAGGGUUCAUUUAGAUUCGUCUUCCGAUGAGGAGGAACCCCUUUUUAACAUGGAAGAUGUCGAACAAAGAGCAUUUGAGAAAGACAGGGACCUUCCUCUAUGGAAACGAUUUUUGAUCACACUGAAAAAACUCGGAGAAGACAGGAACAGUUUGAAGUCUACGCUAUGUUAUUGUGGUGUGUUCAUGGUAUUUGGAAUGUCAGAUGAAAUUUUGGGUCCAACUCUUCUUGAGCUCAAAUGUUUAACUGGCAAAUCGAUAACUCUUAUGAGCGUGCUUUUCUUUGUUCAUGAUUUGUGCAACGUUUUUGGAUCGACAUCCGGAGGAUAUUUAGUAGAUCGAUUUAAUCCCAAUGUCCUGGUGACGAUAGCUCUCGGCCUCAGUGCCAUUUGCAUCAUAGCCAUUCCACUCAGUCAUAUCUUCGUCAUCAUGCUGUUUUUGGCGGGAAUAUUUGGCGGGUGUUUUGGCGCCACGGACACGUUUACAACAGUGCAGCUCAUACGCAUGUACGGCAAACAGGUCUCUCCCUAUUUGCAGGCUCUUCAUUUUGCAUAUGGCUGCGGUGGAUUCUUGAGCCCGCUGAUAGCACAGCCUUUCCUGCGGCGUCGCUGUGUUCUAGUGGUGAACUACACGACUAUUAUCGAUGAAUGGCCUUAUGCAAAUUCUACUACUGGUAUUGACAACUCUACACACAUAUUCCACACUCAGGAAGAGACACACCGUGAUACGCAUGUGCGUUGGGCUUACUGGAUUGUAGCCCUGUUGCACCUUCCAGUUAUAUUUGGUUUGCUGUGGUUGAUGUUUACUCGCAAGCUGGCAAAAAUAACAGGAACUCUCAAGAAGUACGAAUAUGAGAUGUACGAUGAACAAAGACUCAAUAAUCCAGGUUACAACCAUCACAUGGUAACAUUGUAUUUAAACGGAAACCCUCCAUGGUUAAAGGUCUUUGGAGACGAUCAGAAACCGCGAGUUGUUGUCGUCACAGUUCUGACGUCACUGAUUCUGCUUCUGUACGAUGGUCUAAUGGCUACUUUUGGUGCCUAUGUGUAUUCAUACGCCGUCAAAGGAGCAGUUCACAUUAAACCGAGUCACGCAGCUUAUCUCAAUUCUCUCUUUUGGGGUUCGUUGUCAGUUGGUCGAUUUGUGUCCAUACCUGUAGCGAUGUAUGUGAAGCCUCCCACAAUGCUGAUGAUAAACUUGACUGGCUGCCUCUCGUCGACACUUUUCAUGUUGAUAUUUGAAGAAAGUGAGCCUGCACUCUGGUUAGGAACAGCGGGGGCUGGCCUUUUCAUGAGUAGUGUCUUCCCAACCAGCAUUGCGCUCGCUGAGUACUACAUCGACCUCACAGCUCCUGUGACCAGUGUAAUGAUCGUAAGUGCAGCUCUCGGAGAAUUAAUUUUGCCCUUGGUAGUGGGACAGGUUUUCGAGAGACUGGGUCCCGUUAGUUUCCUGGCAAUUGCGUUCUGCGCAUGUUUUAUGGCCCUUAUGAUAUUCAUUCUUUUGCGGUCAGCGGAAAGAUCAGAGACUGACUGGUUAGGCUUUUUCUGGUUCGUUUGGUGUGGUCAACCUCCAAGCUCUGCUAACCAGCCAACAUACCAAACCCAGGCCCCCGACCCCACUCCUACCGUGGAGACUGGAGACAACCCUCCAAUAGAGACGGUGGAACUGAACAUCCAAGGAUAGCAUCAUUGGGUUUUAGGUCAUGACAUCUUCUUAAUGUGACUCAAGACGGUUUCGUUCGUUUAUGUAACAUGAAUUUUUGAUGGUUUCGUAGCCUGCGAGAAGGUCCUCAUUAGGCGCGUAUCUCCGCCCGCGGAUAAUUUUAGACGGGUCGAGGAGACGUUAGCCAAGGCACAGAGUUCCUGCACCCCUUGGAGACCUCUCGCCGGAUCUUGUGGCUCAAGGCUUGAAACUUUCAUGCUGGCAACAAAACCGCUGGUGCCGAAGGUCUAAUUAUUCAUGAAGGCCUCCUCGCCGGCUAAUGGUUCCGUGACGUUGCCCUUUUUUUGUUUUUUGUUUCUUCCUUUGAAGGCUGAUAAGUUCUUGAUAUACUUAUUGCAGUUGAAAAAUCUUUCUUGGUUUAAAGAAAUUUAAACCAAAAAAAAGCUGUUUUUUUAAGACAGUAGUUUUUUGCUAGGGUGACUUUCUGCAUCGGAACAAACACAUUAACUUCUCUCAUAUUGAUUUGGAUUUCAUUUGAUUUUUUCUUUUGGAGAAUCACAUGAAAAAUAUUUGUGGUUGACGAUUAAUUGAACAAGAGGAAGUUAAGUAGAGAAAUCGUAUGGAGACUUCUCAGACCUCGUUCGAUUUUUUGAAAUCUUGUAGCUUUUUGAUAACUUGUGGGAAUAAGUGAGUUAAAAUUGAACAGGAACGUUUUAAAUUACAACAUGAAUUUAAAACAAAGUAUAACAUGGGAAUAAUGAAGUAUUACAAAGUGGACGCAUGCCAACCUUUGAAAAUAAGUAUGAUGUUCUGGAAUGCAUGAGUAUUGUAAAGAUUACGUGAGUUGGUAUUGGGUAGGAAAUAAAAUAAA
Stylophora pistillata is the source of this 2934-nucleotide messenger RNA. Its product is annotated as solute carrier family 60 member 1. Lineage: Eukaryota; Metazoa; Cnidaria; Anthozoa; Scleractinia; Pocilloporidae. Gene Ontology annotation, molecular function: D-glucose transmembrane transporter activity. The record is from RefSeq and is a predicted model, not a curated record. Gene Ontology annotation, biological process: transmembrane transport.